Messenger RNA from Pelobates cultripes (western spadefoot toad), 177 nucleotides. The record is from the annotation of a GenBank genome assembly. Lineage: Eukaryota; Metazoa; Chordata; Amphibia; Anura; Pelobatidae.
AUGGCGAGCGGAUUCUGCAACGAAGUCCUCUUGACUUCCACGGAGGCAAGGAUCCCCCACCGGAAAGGCCUCCUGCAUAGGAACCACCAGCAACGAAUGAAGAUCACCACCAGAACAGGAGCACUGCCACAAAACCGGAAACAGAACCAGAACCAGGAACAAAGCAUCACAAGAUGA